Molecule: messenger RNA, 2166 nt
Organism: Penicillium paradoxum
Lineage: Eukaryota; Fungi; Ascomycota; Eurotiomycetes; Eurotiales; Aspergillaceae
Exons: 1
Coding region: 1-2166 (721 amino acids)
Source: RefSeq, a predicted model, not a curated record
AUGGAGGAGGAGGCGCCACCUCCCCCGUACUCGGCCGUCGACCCAUUACUUGCACCGGCGAAUACCCGGAACAAUCCCGCUUCCCCGGCCCCAAUUCCUCUUGCGGGAAAUGUAUCCCUGUCGCAAGAUGCCAGUAGUUCUCGUGUUCCUGCACAGCCCACGGUCGUACCUACACAUUUUACAUCCGCAGCUGCGUACUUCGACGAACGGCUUCCCUCAACCUUGGACGAGAGCCGGGCAAUUUUGCAACAUCAUAUGACCAUCUACCCCCGGAGCCAAGCCAAGGAUUUCCCGCGACGGCCGCGGUGCUGGGCCACGCGUUUAAACGAGAUCACCCAGCAGGACUGGGAUAUCUUUCUGAAAUAUCUCUUCCCCCCGCAAUUGGGGCUUGCGGCGUCUUCUCAACAUCUACCGCGUCAACUGCGAGCGGAAAUUAGACGAGAUCGCAAAGAUCGCCCGCAAGAGACCGACGAGCAGCGGAAAGCUCGCAUUGCUGCCGUUGUUGCAGAAUGGAACGAAUGCUUCUUUGGGUUCCGCUCUACUCGGAUUGUUUUCGUCUACGUAGGCGAGCCUGAUUCUGCGCCGUCUUCCGCUCUAUGUCCCCGAUGCUACCCAGCAGCAACCGGGUCAGUCGAAGGCCAAGCAGCUCGAGAUCCGAAUACUUCCUCACCUGUCCCUGGGCAAUAUGUCCCUCCACCAACUCCCUGGCCGAUGCCUCAUCCUCCCUUCCACCAUCCGCAUGUACAUGUGCCGCCAGCUCCGUAUGGACUUUAUGGUGUCCCCCCAUACCCUCCUCCUGUAUCUCCCAACCAACCACCUCAAUACUACCCCCAUCCACAGCCACAUGGCCCAUUACAAUGGAACAAUUGGACAUAUCCGCGACAACCACAGCAAACCCAGUACCAAGACAACAGCGCCUCCAAGGGUGGGUCCUUUGGAUGGAUUUCGCAGCUCGCAUCACAAGCACAGAAGUAUGGAGAGCGCUUUAGCGAACAGGCACAACAUUAUGGAGACCAGAUCAGUGCUCAGGCUCAGCAUUAUGGACGGCAGGUGGAGGAGCAGGCUCUUGCACAUGGCCGCUGGAUUGAAGAGCAAGCAGGGCUUCAUAGCCGCAAAGCUCCGAUGGCUGCGGCCCCAUACGGUGGUUAUUACGGCCGGCCGGCCUGGGAUAAUUCACCUCGGCCGAUGACCAGCAUUCCAAUGACACAUGUUCAGAGCCCGAGUCCUGUGACAACCCCCAACACGACGGCUCGCCCUGAAGUAAGCAAUCACAUCAUGGAUAGUGAUAAACCCAAACCUCUGGCGCAACAACCUCCGGUAGUGGCUCCCGUCACUGAGCGCACUCGACGAGUAUCAGUGAGCUCCGUCUCAUCCGAAUCCUCCUUCAGCUCAAUCGAUUCUAUCUCUACCACAUCGGACCUAGGAGUCACAGAUCUUGCCACAGUGCGCAUUCAGCUCGAACUGCUGGACGAUCGACAUGACCGAGUACUAUAUGAGGCCGCCGUCGAUCUCCGCCGGCAACUCGCAGUUCUACAAGAAUCCCGGCGAGAAUCCAAGUUUUCUGGCAAAAACAACUGGCGACCGGGCUUCAGCCAAAGCCAGCAAAACAAUCAACCAUCCGGCGAUGCCGACUGGGGCCGCUGGGAGUCGCCCGAGCAGCAACAACGUACCUCCGCCGACAGGCGUGCCAUGAAAGAAGAAAUGCGCGCUACCAAAAAGGCGUUCCGAGACACACUCCGCAGAGCACGCGAUGAACAGCGCGAACGUCGCCGCACUCGCCGGCGCCAGGCUCGACAAGCCCGCGCCCAUGAUGGCAACCAGGCGAAACAGCAACACGACCAGCCGCUAGAUCAACAGCUUAGAACAAUGCGGUUGGAAGAUUCUCGGCAAUCGUAUGAGUCUGUGUCUGCACGUUCAGUCAACACACCGUCACAACCUAGUCCGGUUGCUGUUCCAAAUAACCUAAAUGUCGGUUUUGGGUUUGCCUCUAACCCCCCUUCUAUCUCGCGGGCAAGCACAGAGGAAUCUAUGUCUACUAGGGGCUCUACGGGGACAGGAAAGAAUGAAAAGGCAGCUGAUGCGUCGAGUCGAUUGAAAGAUAUGCUUUUAUCACGCAAGACGAAGAAACAACAAUCGAAGGAGGAGGAAGAUGCGGGAAGCAACUAA